Molecule: messenger RNA, 444 nt
Organism: Gloeophyllum trabeum ATCC 11539
Lineage: Eukaryota; Fungi; Basidiomycota; Agaricomycetes; Gloeophyllales; Gloeophyllaceae
Exons: 3
Coding region: 1-444 (147 amino acids)
Source: RefSeq, a predicted model, not a curated record
AUGCCGCGAUUGAUCACGUCGUCUCUCGUGUCGACGUCGGAAGAGAACAGCAGAGGCCCAGGGUGUACCACGUUCUCGCCAGAGGCCGCGAACGCAUCCCCAUCGUAUAUCGGUACUGGAGGAAGUGUCACAGGUGACGAGAAAGGCGUCGGCGGCGGAGGUGGAGGUGGCUGGUGGGAUGUCAGCUUUUUGUAUCUGCAUGUGGCGUUCGCGGCACUGAAUCAGGAAUGGCCCGCGACUCGCACAGUCAUUGCUGUGCAGGUCAAUACGUUGCAAGUGAUUCUUGGCGUUGCCGAAGAAGCUUCCCCAAUAUGGCAGGACGAUAAUGAAAGCGUCCAUCUGCUGAAGGAUGAUGAUAUCCAACGACUACGGUCGACAAGCGCCCGGGUGGCAUUCCAGCUAAGAGUCACUUCUGGCUUUUGGCCCUCGGGUCAUACGGACUAA